Dermatophagoides farinae (American house dust mite) is the source of this 2402-nucleotide messenger RNA. RefSeq names its product carboxypeptidase B. The record is from RefSeq and is a predicted model, not a curated record. Gene Ontology annotation, molecular function: zinc ion binding; metallocarboxypeptidase activity. NCBI's taxonomy places the organism in Eukaryota, Metazoa, Arthropoda, Arachnida, Sarcoptiformes, Pyroglyphidae. Gene Ontology annotation, biological process: proteolysis.
CAAGGUAAAUUUUUUUUUUAUUAUCGGAUAUGGUAAGGUUAACAGGUUGUACAAUGAAUUAUAAUUAUCAGAUCUUUUUUAUUGUUUUAGGUUUUGACCACCAAAUGGACUAAAACUUUAACAGCUUUGGUGAACAUUUUAUAAGAGGGAAAACAAAAAUUGAAUCAAUUUAUUUAUUGAUUAAUUAAAAUGAACGACAAACGGUUGAAUGACGGAAGGAUAUGAACAGAGAUCAGUUCAACAUAGAAAUACAAAUAAAAAAAAGAGAAUACUACUAAAUAUAUGACAAAAUAUGACCAGAAACAGAUAUAGCAAAUUGUAUUGGCAAACAAAAAAACGUCAAUAGUAAAUAAAUGAUGAUGAUUUUUUCCGUAUUUGAAUAACGAUUAUCAGUGGUUGACAAUAUAUAUAAAUAAAUAAAGUUUUUAUUUCUGGUCAAAUCUUGGUCGAUCGAAUGAUUUUUUUUAUAGCCAUAGUCCAUUCAUACAUCUGAUUCGAUCAUGGUUUGGAUCGAGAGUAUCGUAUUUGGUUUGAUUUUCACCAUAUUUUUCCAUAAUAAUAAUCAUGUUCAUUGUAAUAAUUUAACUAGUGUUGUAAAAAAAGAAAUUGCUUAUGAUGGUUACAAAGUUUUUCGUGUUCGUGCAGAAAAUAUUGAUCAGCUAUUAUAUUUACGACAAUUAUCCGAUGAUGUUGAAAAAGUUGAUUUGAAAAUUGAUUUCUGGUCGAUGCCAAAUUCAUUAAAUUCAUCUAUCGAUUUGAUGGUAUCACCAGAAUUGGGAAAUGAUCUGCAGACCAUUUUAGCCAAACAAAAUAUUAAAGCUGAAACAUUAAUCAAUGAUGUUGGAAGAAUGGUUGAAAUGCAACGAGAUAAUGUCGAAGAUUCAUUGUUUUAUUCAGGAUUUCCCAACGAUACAGUAUUUUUUCAACGUUAUCAACCAUUGUCAAAUAUUAUUUCAUUCCUCGACGAUUUGAUACGUUCCAAUCAGGAUGUUAGUUCCAUGGAGACGAUAGGAAAGUCAGGUGAAGGGCGAGCAAUCAAAAUAAUCAAGAUUGGCUAUCCACCAGCCACAGGACAAAAUAAGUCAAUAAUUUGGAUCGAUGCUGGAAUUCAUGCACGUGAAUGGAUUGCACCAGCCACAGCUACAUACAUCAUUAGCAGACUGAUAAGAGAAAAAGAUGAAGAAGAAAUAUCAAAAAUGCUCAAAACAUUCGAUUUUCAUAUCUUACCAUCGGCAAAUCCUGAUGGCUAUGAAUAUUCAAGACUUUUCGAUCGAUUCUGGCGUAAAACUAGAUCCAGAAAUGCUGGAACAUUUUUAGGUUUUUUCUGUGUUGGAGUUGAUCCAAACAGAAACUAUGGAUAUCAAUGGAGCCGAACAGGUAGCAGUGGUAAUCCAUGUUCCAAUACAUACCAUGGACCUCGUCCUUUUUCCGAACCGGAAACAGCAGCCAUAGCAAGUUACGUAAUGCAAAACAAGGACAAAAUCAAGCUAUUUUUAUCAUUACAUUCGUAUUCUCAAUUAAUACUUACGCCAUGGGGCUGGACCAAAGAUUUACCCAAAGAUCAUGCAGACAUGAUGAGAAUGGCCGAAAUUGCAUCGAGAGCAUUCAAGAUGCGUUAUGGAACAGAAUACCGUUAUGGAAGCAGUACGUCAUUACUUUAUUCUGCCGCUGGCGGUUCAGAUGACUGGGCUUACGGUGCGGCCGGUAUUAAAUACAGUUUCACAGUGGAAUUACGUGAUCGUGGAACUUAUGGAUUUUUGUUGCCUGCCCGUUAUAUUCAACCAACGGGUGAAGAAACAUUCGAUGCCAUUGUAGCUAUGCUAAAUGAAAUUAAAAAGGAACUUUAAAAAUUUGAUUACCAUUUUAUUACCAUGGGACCAAUGAAGAUGUUCGGGGUGCAAAAUAAUAAAAUUUAUUAUAUAUUCGAUGAGUAAAAAUUUUCUUUACGAUUGAACACUGAGUAAUCCGGACCACUAAUCAAAGUGGCUGUGAUAUGAUAUUUGCAUUGCAUUGAUUAAAAAUACGAAACAGAUCACUACCACUUUGAUAAGCAGAGGACACUACUAUUAUUAUUAUAGAUUGGAUUGAUACAAUAUCGGCCACAAUAUGCAACAAUUCCAUGUCAAAACAAAUUUGAUGAAUAUUUUUUCGCAAUCUAAACUCACCAAAGCUGGCUGUGAUAUGAUUUUUACAAUAAACAUUGUCACAACCACUUUGGCGGUUUAGAAAACGAAUCCAAAGAUAUCAACAAGAUGUUAAAUGUAGGUUUCGAAUAUAAAUAUAAAAAUUAUGAUUGAUGAUAUAUCAGAAACCUAAAUCGUGUUAACUAGGCUGUGAUAUGAUUCAAAUAACAAUUCACAGCUCUAUUUACACGAGUUAAGAUCUGUAACCGAAUGAUCCAC